AUGAAUGAUGAAAAUAUCGCUGACGCACUAAAUGAAUCUGUAUUCGACUAUUCGAGCGAUGAUUCAGAUUAUGAUCUGACCUUCAAACCUCCGGAACUCGACUGUCAUGUUGUUGCAAUUGGUGCUAAUGAUUCCGAUACGGAGAUUACAGACUCGGAUGAUUCAGAUAAUGCUACUGAAUCAGAUUACCCUGCACCUUCACCUACAUUAUCUACUGACUCCAGAGCUCCAAGGUCGCGAGGAAGAGCACAAAGCAGACGACCAAGCAGAGGUCGUUCACUUACAAAUCCUCGUGUAAUCACACUUCGCGGAAACUCUGAAAAUGACAUUCAAUAUCGAGCUACAGAGUUAGAAAAAAACACAAACAGGGCCCUUAUGUGGAAACUUCGAGAUUAUAAGCUUAACUUGGGUACCAAGCUGAUUGAAGAUAAUGACACGGAGAGUGAUAGCGAGAGUAAUCCAGACCAAAUGAAAGAGUUGGAACCAAAACAUAAGAAGCACAAAGUUAUGAUCAAACCAGUUCCAUCCAAGCAAAGACGCCUUCAGAAAGCAUCCCAUAUGCCUGAUUAUGGACCAAAGCAAUCAAGAUGCAGAAAUAAAUCUUGCGACAAAAAGACCACGUCUUCUGCAAAAGAUGUGAAGUGUUUCGUCUAUGUUUCGUGCCUAACAGAAACUGCUUUGCAAGUUUUCAUGAGAUAG
Molecule: messenger RNA, 699 nt
Organism: Parnassius apollo (apollo)
Lineage: Eukaryota; Metazoa; Arthropoda; Insecta; Lepidoptera; Papilionidae
Source: the annotation of a GenBank genome assembly